Messenger RNA from Pezoporus flaviventris, 2028 nucleotides. RefSeq names its product doublecortin domain containing 2B (gene DCDC2B). Gene Ontology annotation, biological process: intracellular signal transduction. Gene Ontology annotation, cellular component: microtubule; microtubule organizing center. The transcript has 6 exons. The coding region runs from base 64 to 771 and encodes 235 amino acids. NCBI's taxonomy places the organism in Eukaryota, Metazoa, Chordata, Aves, Psittaciformes, Psittacidae. The record is from RefSeq and is a predicted model, not a curated record.
UCUUCUCCACUCCCUACACUGCUCUGUGUGUGGGCAGCAGGGCUUCUGCUUGACCCCUGCGAGAUGAGCUCCCGUGGCUUAGCCCUGGCACCUCCAGCCAAGAGCGUGCUUGUGUAUCGCAACGGUGACCCCUUCUUCCCCGGGAGGAGGUUUGUGGUGAACCAGCGGCGGUUCCUGACCUUGGAAGCCUUCCUGAACGAGGUGACCAAGAGCAUCGAUGCACCCGUGGCCGUGAGGAACCUCUACACCCCCCGGCACGGCAGCUGCGUGGCGGGGCUGGGGGACCUGCAGGACGGGUGCCAGUACGUGGCUGCGGGCUUCGAGAGGUUCAAAAAGCUCAACUAUUUAAAUCAUGGAAGGAAGGAGCUCCAUGGAAUGAAGCACAACAAGGGUCUGCAGUUCCACACUGCAGCUCCCUGGAAGUCUCGACGGCAGAAGGACACCCGCCCGCCCUGCACCAUACAUGUUUUCCGGAAUGGGGAUUUGCUGAGCCCUCCUUUCCCUCUGCCAGUCUCUAACAGCGCCCUGCUGCACUGGGAUUCACUCUUGGCCACGGUGGCAGAGAAAGCCGCCCUGCACAGCGGAGCUGUCAGUAGGCUCUGCAGGCUGGAUGGAACCUGGGUGUCUGGUGGAGAGGAGCUGGUGGAUGGCGGAUACUACGUGGCAGUGGGAAAUGAGGAGUACCAGAAACUGCCUUACUUUGAGCUGCUGGUGCCCCGGGAUCCUGCCAGGAGGACACUGUGGUACGUAGACUGCAGCCGAGUGGCUUAAAGAAUCCUCUCUGUGGUCUUCAGCUAAGGCCAUCCCUUUUGUGUCUCUUCUGUCCAGUGCUUUCUGCUGCAGGGCUUGAGUUUUGCUUCAUGUGUUGGAAGUUUAGGAACAAAUAAUGUGUUUGUAAAGCUCUCAGUGUGGGGGCACUGAAAAGCAUCAGCCCAUGAGGCCAGGCACUGAAUCUGCUGCUUUGUUACAGGAACCACCCAAAUAACGGGCGCAAAAGGCACCACCGGAGGCACAAAAAGGCACAGGCUACAGGCACAUCACAAGAGGCUGUGGCAAGGAAAAGGGAUGCCAGUGACUCUGAGGAUGACAAGCACCAAAUGAUGCUGCCCCUGGCAGGAAAGAGCUUGGAGGAGUUGGCAGAAGAAGCGUGAUGGGAGAAGAGGUACAUUCAGGUACACCUCUACCUGCACAGCUGCAGUAACAGGAGCAUGUGAAUCCCAGAUUCCUGGAGUACCACGGCCUGGCCAGGCAUUCUGAUGGAUUCACAAACUCUCCCAAAAUCAAAUAUCCUCAUCAUCUGGGCUUGAGAAGCACAGUACCAGUGAGCAUCGCACCAGAUGCACAAUAUUGUUAAAUGAUGAAGAUCUUUCCCCUUUUCUGCUGCUUAUCUGAACCCUAAUUCAGCUGGUUUGGAUCUGAACUUGGGAAGGAGGAAUUACUAAAUAGAAUACAGGCCUUUUACACUUUUUCUCUGCCAGGAACUUUGUUCUGUGUCAGAUACUUCUUAUAAUGAGAUGUCAUUGCAUCACCAUCCCUCUGCUUUGGAAUGCUUGGAUGGUGUUUGCAGCAAUCAAACCCAUUCCCCAAAACUGUAUAUAUAUUUCUGUGAACUUGUUUUGGGAGCAGCUGCCUGAUUUCAGAGGAGUCAUGGUAAUAAAAUGCUCUUGGCUUGACUCUCCUUGUGCAAAGGGUUCUGUAUUUCCCUCCCUAGUGCUUUUGAUUACAGAAGCCACUUUCACAAGCUUGGCCACAAAACCAGGGAGUUCUUAAAUAGAUUCCUUCUAUAUACAAUUCAAUUGGUCCAUGUUCAACAGUUUAUUAAUCAUUUAUUACCCCUCCAGUGAUGAACAAGACGAUUCAAUCCUCCUUGCCUUGAAACACCCCCAGGUAAGAAACUCCUUGACUCAAGAUAUUAACCAGGGUGUCCUUGCAACAUGCCUGGUCCACCCCAGUUCUCAGGGAAUACACUCUGUGCUUUGACAGUUUUUGACACCUGUGUAUCAAAAUAGAGCUUCCUGGGUCUGCUGC